CAUAAAGCUUUAUCGGUGGUUGUUUCAAGUGAGCGCUGAGGGGGAGAGGAGAACGAGCUAGGUGUCUCGUGCGGAUUUUCACUGACACAAAGCGCACGGAGGACUUUGCAAUUAAACUGUGUUGAUUAGUACGUAUAUUGUUGUCAGAUUUACUCAGAAAAGAAAGAGAGAGAAAAAAGAAGUGCCUGGAGAGAGCGGGGGGGGGGGGGGGGGGGGGGAGGAAUAACCAAAACGCAACACGUAUCCGGUGGGAUCUCACUCCUGAGAGAAGCGGCAGGAGUUGGAGCGAAGGGUGCAAGGAAAGCGAAAGGGAAAAAAAAGAAGAAAAAGAAGGAGAAGAGGGGAAAGAUUUGACAUUUCACCCGUAAUAACGCGUUUGAAUAAAUUAAGAGGAAUAAUGAGAAACGUUUGGAUAAUUUUGACCCUCGGGCUGACCGUCUUCCUCUCCGGGGAAAGGAUAGCAGACGCAGCCAAGACUUCCUCUCAGGCUGAUGACUUGUACCUAGAUGACACAGGCUCAGGAGGUUACUACCCUGAAGAUGAUGAUGACUUUAACUCAGGGUCUGGCUCAGGUGGACGGGAAGAUGUGGUGGAGGAAACAGUGACUGUCACUAUGGUUUAUAUGGAGCCCAAUGCAGCAGAACCCACCCAGGACUCCACCAAAGAUUUCACCCCCAGGGUGGAGACAGCCACGGUCAGGGAAAGGGCCAGGGACUUCGCACCCAGGAAACCGUUCAGAACAGAGGCACCAGUGCCAGUUACAGAGGACAUGCAGAGGAACCUGCUUACUAGUACGACUAGUGCUCCCGGCUCACCCCAGGAGGCCAUUGAGGUCCGCACUGAAAACCUCUUCCAGAGGGCAGAGGUUUUGGCAGCUGUUAUUGCAGGCGGCGUGAUCGGCUUCCUGUUUGCCAUCUUCCUCAUCCUCCUCCUGGUCUACCGCAUGAGGAAGAAGGAUGAGGGCAGCUACGAUCUGGGAGAGAGGAAACCCUCCGGCGCAGCCUAUCAGAAGGCCCCAACCAAGGAGUUUUAUGCAUAAAAAAAAAAAACUCCCGUCAACAGAUCAGCAAAAUCACAAGUGUCUGUCGAAAACACAGUCCACGACAACAGCAAGCCUGUUCAAACACGAACAACAACAAAAUGUUUUCGAGUUGAUUAAGGAAAAUAGCAUAAAGGAAAGCUUUUGCAUAGAGUAUUGUUAUUAAGACCUUUUCUUUCUUCUUUUAAAAAAAAAUUAAAAAUUAAAGAAAACCAAGCAUUUCCUAUUCUAUGGCAAAAUCUCAGUGUAUUUAAACAUUUUGUGUAUUAUUUGAAAAGGCUGAAAAAUAUUAAACAGGAUCUGUAAAGGCAAGGAAACUAAUCACAUCUGUCUUCUGUCAAAGGAGCGGGUUCUAGUUACUGACUACUCUUAACUGUAGCAGUAUAUUAUUUGUAAAGAAAACAAAUUCACAAGUGGAAAUAAUUGAAUAUAAUUAUUCUGUAUCAAUCCUACUUUCUUUUUUCUUUUUAUUUUGUCCUAGCAUGUCUGUCGUUGAUCUCUCAAGGUGUAUUACAUUAAUUUAAUUUUUUCUCUGAUGUUAAAAAAAAUUGCCUUUGUAGUUUUGAUGAAGCUCUUCGGUCUUCAUAAUUAACGCUGUUAACGGUCAAUGUAAAUGUUCUCCCUUCAGGUUACAAUGUUUAAUAUUUGUUCUCACAUCUGUUUUUAAGUCAAUUGUGAGCGUUCGAUUAUGUCUUUGUUUAUUUGUUUGUUCUCUUCUCUGUAGCCUUGUUUCCAAGAGCAUUUUAUUUACAGUACAUACAAGGAACAGGUUUUAAAAGAUAAAAAAAAAUAAGCGCGUCAGGGCUCGGGGGGGAAGACUUAUCGCAAAUCUUGCUUCUGUAAUGUCUCGCUGAACUUCUUUUCCUUUUAAAUGCAUUCUCUUUCACAUCGCACAUUCACUGCUUUUGCUUCCCUCUGCUGUGGUGCAGCUUUCAGUGUUUGUGGAGUUUUUUGGGGGUGAAGUUUCUGCGCCGUGGCUUGUUGUGUUUUUGGCCCAUGGCCACCUCCCUCCCCGAUGUGUCCCUUGAGUUCAGUGACUGCACACAAACUCUGCUAGUACCCUUUAACCCUAACAUCUCCUCCCCCUUUCUAUGUUUACCCUAACCUCCCUCAUUGCCGCUUUCUUUUUAAUCAGAUUGGAGCAUGGCCAGUUCUGUGUGCCCCCCCCCCCACUGCCCUCAAAUCACUCCCCUUCUCAGCUACAUGGAGCCACCCGUGUAGCCUGGUGUUAUUGUCCCUGUCCCAGUGUUGAUUCUUUAGGCCCAAAGGUCUGCUCACUACAGGCCUGCUACUGCUUGGACACAAACACACCAGGCCUGGGCUCAAUCCCCACAUGCAGAGCACAUACCUCUGCAGCAAACAACACCCAAACACAUCCCCCCCCAGUUUGUAUUCAGAGGGAUUGAUAAAUACGGCACAGAAAAUGCAGGACUCCAGUGUUAUGUCUGAAUAGUCUUUGACAAGACACUCACGUUCAAGGCUACUCAUGUUUCUUUCUUUAGUGGUCAGUGCACAGGUUUCAAAAGAGCUUCUGUUGAGUAUUUGAGAUUGUUUAUUAGGUUUAAAACCUGGGUUUAACCCAAUAAAAGGCCACAAAAUGGCAGCAGCAAAAUAGCCGUGUAGCUACGGUUGUAUGACAACAACAAGUUACUGUCUAUUUUUUAGUCACGUCUACAUGAACUUGCGUUGAAGAAACGCGCAUGUUUUGUCCGUCAGGUUUGUGAAGUUGCCUUUUUCAGCUGUACAGUAAUGUGAAGUAGACACAGUAGAUGCCAUCACAUCAUCUAAACUCCCAACACCACCCACACAAAGCUGUUCAUCUCUCUACAUCUCCAUCUCUCGUGUUCUUCUCUUUCUAUCCAUCUGUGCGCCUGUUGUUGUCCACUACCAUCCUCUUCUCCCCAUCUCUAUUGACCGCUUUUUUCAUAGCACCUAAGGUACUGAACUAUACUGAAAAACCCAAAGACUCACAGUAUUUCUGCUCUCGCCAUCCUCCCGGACCCGAACCCCUCCACCAUGGUCACAUCAUGUUGGUUCCUCAUUCUCUUUUAGUUUUUAGUUAUUUUUCUCUCUCUCUCUCUCUCUGUAUUAGAGACCUGACCGUUGAGUCCAAUUGCUUAUUAGUAUAUGAAAAGAUAUAUAAAUAUAUAUAAAUGUAUAUUCACAAAUGUUUUAAACCUUCAAAGUGCCUACCAUUUGGAAAUGUACUUGCUCAAGGUGAGCAUGUGGCGGGUGUGUACACAAAGGAGGGGUGUAAACGACUUGACUGGCAUUCUGUGAGCAUGGAUGACUGUAAUGGUAACUUUUUUUUAGUCUUACAAAAGCUGACAGUAUUGUACCUAUAAGUUGAAACAACACUACUGAAUAAACAUUGUGGCCUAAU
Messenger RNA from Etheostoma spectabile (orangethroat darter), 3422 nucleotides. It is a transcript of the gene sdc2, whose product is annotated as syndecan 2. Lineage: Eukaryota; Metazoa; Chordata; Actinopteri; Perciformes; Percidae. Gene Ontology annotation, cellular component: cell surface; membrane. The record is from RefSeq and is a predicted model, not a curated record. The transcript is spliced from 5 exons. Bases 398 to 1039 code for a protein of 213 amino acids. Gene Ontology annotation, biological process: cell migration.